UGGCCCUCAGCCCAAUCAAAAUCAAAUAAGUAAAAAAUUAAAAAAGAAAAAAGAAAAAAAAAGGAAAAUGAAAAACCCUAAAAGGAAAACCUCAGCCGCCUACCCGUCUCUUCACCUUCUCCGCUCGAACCGUUGCACCGUCGCACGCACGCUGGCUGCCGCCAUCACUUUCUCAGUUUCUCCUCUACGGCUCUCCUCCAGAUCGAUUCUGAAAGCUCCACGGCCACCGCCAUCGCCACCGCCAGUAGCCACUUCCAAUUCGACAUUCCACCACGAAGCAGAUAGUCGCUUUCCUCACAGUCUACAGAGAAAAGUGGAAAAACCUCAAUCGCACAUUUCUCCUCUCCAUUCACUUCUUUCAAUCUCCUUUCGCCCUACGAAUUUGAUAUUGAAAACAUUCGGUGAAAGAUGAAGACUAAGACGCCAUUGAAGCAACUCAAGCUUUCUGUUCCUGUUCAAGAAACUACCAUCCGUUCUUUCCUGACUGCGAGUGGAACAUUUCACGACGGCAAUCUACUACUGAAUCAGAAAGGAUUACGGCUUAUAUCUGAAGAGAAAGAAGCGCAGACUACAGAUUGUAAGGAGCUUGAUGCUGAUUUCUCAUUGGAAGAUCUAGAGACCGUGAAAGUUAUUGGAAAAGGAAGUGGAGGUGUAGUACAACUUGUUCGACACAAAUGGGUUGGGAAACUUUUUGCCUUAAAGGUAAUCCAGAUGAACAUACAAGAGGAUAUCCGUAAACAGAUAGUACAGGAACUGAAAAUAAAUCAAGCAGCACAAUGUCCACAUAUUGUGGUCUGCUAUCAUUCUUUCUACCACAAUGGUGCCAUUUCUCUUGUGCUAGAAUACAUGGAUCGAGGUUCUCUAGCUGAUGUAAUCAGACAAGUCAAAACAAUUCUUGAACCAUAUCUUGCAGUUGUUUGUAAACAGGUUUUACAAGGUCUUGUUUACUUACAUCAUGAGAGACAUGUUAUACACAGAGACAUCAAGCCAUCCAAUCUACUUGUGAAUCAUAAAGGUGAGGUCAAAAUAACUGAUUUUGGAGUAAGUGCAAUGCUAGCAAGUUCUAUGGGCCAGAGAGAUACAUUUGUAGGGACUUACAAUUACAUGUCGCCUGAACGAAUUAGCGGGGGAACAUAUGACUAUAGCAGUGAUAUAUGGAGUUUGGGCUUGGUAGUACUUGAAUGUGCCAUUGGAAGGUUUCCUUAUUUGCAGUCUGAAGAGCAGCAAAGUUGGCCAAGCUUUUAUGAACUUCUAGAGGCAAUUGUAGCAAAGCCACCGCCUUCUGCUCCACCUGAUCAAUUUUCCCCCGAGUUCUGUUCCUUCGUUUCUGCUUGCAUUAAGAAGGACCCUAAAGAAAGAUCAUCAUCAUUAGAUCUUCUGAAUCAUCCUUUCAUCAAGAAAUUCGAAGAGAAAGACAUUGAUGUCGGGAUUCUCGUAGGCAGCUUGGAUCCUCCGGUAAGUUUUCCUAGAUGAUAAUAAUAAUAAUAAUCAUCAUAAAACAUCUAUGUUUACUGUAAUAUUUUAGAAAAAAAAUUACAAUCUUUGUCUACCUUGUGUAAUAUGCUUUUGCCUUGUGAAACAUGGAAUGUUGUCAAAUCAGUGAUUUCGUAAUGUCAAUCUCAAUUAACCAAAUUUAUUUAUUUUUGUAAAAA
This is a messenger RNA of Benincasa hispida (wax gourd), 1652 nucleotides long. It is a transcript of the gene MKK6, whose product is annotated as MAP kinase kinase 6. NCBI's taxonomy places the organism in Eukaryota, Viridiplantae, Streptophyta, Magnoliopsida, Cucurbitales, Cucurbitaceae. Gene Ontology annotation, biological process: protein phosphorylation; MAPK cascade. Gene Ontology annotation, molecular function: ATP binding; MAP kinase kinase activity. The record is from RefSeq and is a predicted model, not a curated record.